This is a messenger RNA of Anarrhichthys ocellatus (wolf-eel), 4422 nucleotides long. It is a transcript of the gene valopa, whose product is annotated as vertebrate ancient long opsin a. Gene Ontology annotation, biological process: visual perception; G protein-coupled receptor signaling pathway. The record is from RefSeq and is a predicted model, not a curated record. Bases 341 to 1501 code for a protein of 386 amino acids. Lineage: Eukaryota; Metazoa; Chordata; Actinopteri; Perciformes; Anarhichadidae. The transcript has 5 exons. Gene Ontology annotation, cellular component: membrane. Gene Ontology annotation, molecular function: G protein-coupled receptor activity.
CAGCGCUUUUUCAAGACUUCGCCUCUACCCGCACCUCGCACCGUGCGCUCCGCCGCUACUCCGCUCCCACACGUAGAGCCACGCUUUCAAACGGCUCAACUCAACAAACAUUUUCCGGCGGAUUUCUCUCUCCAGCGUGCCAAUAUGCGCGUCGGCGAACGCGAAUCUCAACACAAAAACUUUGUCUUGUCUUGAGCAGAGUGCCAGGGCGCACGGGAUGCUCCGCGGCGUGUUUAACGUGAGCGCGGCUGUCCGGGAGUGACUCUGCGUGAAGUUGUGAGUGUGAGGGGGAGGAAAAGAAAAUCGGUUCGUCAAGUAACCGACACUCUGGGCAUGGACAAUGGAUACUUUAAGUCUGUCAGUGAACGCUGUGUCCUACACGGUGGCAGCUGAGCUCCCCGCCACCGAUGAUCCAUUUAAUGCACCCGUCAGGAACAUCGCGCCGUGGAACUUCACCAUCCUGGCCGUGCUCAUGUUUGUGGUCACCUCGUUGUCAAUGAGCGAAAACUUCCUCGUCAUGUUUGUCACUUUCAAGUACAAACAACUCAGACAGCCCCUGAACUAUAUUAUAGUUAACUUGGCCAUCGCUGACUUUCUGGUCUCCCUCACCGGUGGAGUAAUAAGUUUCCUGACAAACGCUAGGGGUUAUUUCUUCCUUGGGAAGUGGGCUUGUGUUUUGGAGGGGUUUGCUGUUACUUUUUUCGGGAUCGUGGCCCUGUGGUCCCUCGCCGUUCUGUCCUUCGAGCGAUUCUUCGUGAUCUGCCGGCCCCUGGGGAACAUCCGACUGCAACCGAAGCAUGCGAUCCUGGGUCUGCUGUUCGUCUGGACCUUCUCCUUCGUCUGGACCUUCCCUCCGGUGCUGGGCUGGAACAGAUACACCAUAAGCAAGAUUGGAACCACCUGUGAGCCCGACUGGUAUUCAACCAACUUGAUCGAUCACAGCUACAUCCUCACGUUCUUCGCCACCUGUUUCAUUCUGCCUCUUGGGUUAAUCAUUUUCUGCUAUGGAAAGCUCCUGCGGACACUCAGGAAGGUGUCACAUGGUCGACUGGCCACUGCCCGGAAGCCAGAGAGGCAGGUGACCCGUAUGGUGGUGGUGAUGAUUGUGGCAUUCAUGGUGGGCUGGACUCCGUACGCAGCCUUCGCCAUACUGGUCACAGCUCAUCCAACCAUCGAACUUGACCCCAGGCUGUCUUCCAUCCCCGCCUUCUUCUCCAAGACAGCUGCUGUCUACAACCCAAUAAUCUACGUCUUCAUGAACAAACAGUUCAGGAAGUGCCUAAUCCAGCUUUUCGGCGGCACAGGGAUCAUCCCAGACAACCUGAACCAGACCUCAGAGCGACCGGGAAUUACUGCAGAGAUUCAAACGGGAGAAAUGUCAGUCAUUGCGACCCGCAUCCCCAUGAGUGGCACUAUGUCGCCCAGGUCUGACGAUUCUCCAACCGACGGUGGCUCGUUUUCCCAGCUGCCCAUCCCAGAGAACAAAGUGUGUCCAAUGUAACAGGAAGAAAAUGCAUCCCAAUAGGUGUCCUCUCACUAUCCUCUGACCCCCACAGCCCGUGAUAACCCUCUGUAAUUGAGAUGCAGCGCCUUUCAAAAAACGAUUUGGACAGCGAUGAGCGAUAAAUGUUAAUUUUUUGGGCUUCAUGAUUGAUGAAAAAAAAAUGUCACUUUUCAAUUAAUUAAUUACAGGCACAAAACAUCAAGUACUAGAGAAAAGGUUUUGUGACCCACCGUGUUUCGUUAGUUUGUUCAAUAUUUGAUUAAAAAGAAGCACAACAGAGGGUGCAAGAAGGAACCGUACAGAAAGAAAUGACCCGCUACACACCUUGUAAAUAUUUCCACGCCGGACGGUCUGUCCAGUUGUUGGAGACUAUCUUGGAUGUUCUCUUGACUAUCAUUGAAACACCUCACAUUAGAGGGCACUUGAUUCAACUUGAUAGCUCUACCUUUAUGUCCCGGUGAGAAAAAAAAGAGACUGCUGAAAACGCAAACCUUGACAUAAAUUAGUUGAGGGCCAGCCAGUUUUUCAGACGCCACAAUGCAUCCAGCCUUUCAUCCCGUCCUCGCCUUCUCCUUUGAAGCCCUGUGAUGGUGCCUGUAGAGAAAGCGUUGUUCUUCUAUGCCUUUUCAGUACUUUGCUUUGGCAGCGCGUCUUCAUUCAUCUCCGCUCGUCAAGAGGACGGAGCAGACUUCUGAAUUUGGAUGCUUUUACUUUAGUUCAUAGUUUGGGUCAAAGCUUUCAUCUUUUAGUGUAGAUAGUCAAUGGGACUUGGAGAUGCCAGUCUCCUGUUUACCUCUGCUGCAGAUGGAGUAGGACAACAUAUUUAUGAAGGUUCAGCAGGGGAUCAACAAGCACACACACAUGCACACAGCUAUAAGCAACACACACAUGUAUGCAUACAAACACACACACACACACACACAGAUUGCAGUUCACUGCCUGUAUCAUGAUACGCUCUCUAAAGGCACUGUGAUAAAUAUCCGAGCACAAGAGUGGCUUAGCUAAGCAGCCAUGUACAAAAGCAAUGAAUAUUGUCAUCAUAAGCACAAGGUCUACAGCAAUAUUAAAGCUAACUACUGUCACACAGUUGAACACUUCAGCGUUAGCGACAGUAGAUGUAGUGCGUUAAAUUGUCUUCUACUUGACUUUGUGGUGCAUGUUUGUUCACUGUUACUGUAUAUUUGUCAAAAUACUGUUGUAUUCUCUGUGCUGCACAGUGAUUCACCAUGUUAAAAACGUCUUGUUUGCAAUGUACUGAGUGUGUGUGUUCCCGAUCUCACUCCCGACUUGUUCAACCGCUUGGUCAGUGGCCUUAUGCCUCAAACUAAAAUGCUCUAUGUGGCCGUGGUUAUGGCGGGAGUAAAGGAGGAAAUUCCGCUUGGGGUGGUUGUCAGGAGACGUUCAUGUCCCGUGUGAAAUCGAAAGUCAACGUUGACUUAUUUAAAGUGACAACGUCGCAUACACAAUGAAGCCUACUUAACAGGCUACCAAACGUUACUACGUCACGAGAGUAACGUAGUCUACGUAACUACGCAACAAAUAUAGAAAGUAGUUUGUUUGGCUGAACUUAACGAAGUUGUGAAAAAGGUUUCAUGCUCGUCGCUCGAGGAGUACCUGGAGUGUCAUCGUUUGAAGCGCAGGGCCACUGACCAAGCUGCUGUAUUUGACGAGUUGGGAGUGAGAACGCUGUUGUACGGCCAGUCUGGGAGGAGAAAAACGUUGCAUCUUUAAGAGUCAAUACAUAUGUGCCAAAUGAAUUGUGAUGCCUUGAUAUAAUUACCAUAACAACAUGAGACUGUGGUGAAGACUACUGGCAGGUCACCCAACAUCCGACACCAGUUUUUACAAUCAAGAACACAUUUUCCAUGAACCUUGUUUACUAUGAAAACUACAGUUUUUAAACCUUUAUGGAACUUAAACCUGCAUUAAUCAAUAUGUUUUUGUUAGGAAUUGACAAAAUGCCUCUGUAUUGUGAAAGAGUUACUCACAGCGCUAAAAUGAGCAGCUAUAUCCUUUUUAAAGGAGUUAAAAAAUUUAUCAUUUUGGUUACACACUUACUGUAUGGUUCAGUAUCACUGCUGUCUAUUUAAGCAGCAGUUAGCUGUUUUCAGCCAAAAAAUGCUUCUGUAAGCCAACUGUGUGUUACAUGCCCAGCAGCAAAUGGACAGACAAAGCUGGCGACACGCUAGCAAAGAACAUUGAACACUUACCCAGAAGACACAGAUAUUUUUUCCCACCACCAAUGAAUUUUGAACUUAAAUGAAUGAGCCGGCCAGAAACACAAUUUCAAACGAAUGCCAAUGUCCCAUCAUGUCUUUGAGUGCAAAUAGGCUGUUUGCUAACACACUAACUGUCACAGUGCAAUAUGGUAGUUGCUGUGUAUCUGCUAGCUUGUUUUUUAGCAAUUCUUUGCCAAAUUGAUUAAUGCAGUGUUUUUUGUUUUAUAGGCUAAAUAAGAUUUUAUGGCUAAAGCAAUCCAAAUAUAUGGCAAACAAGAGAAACAUGUGUUUUGGUUGCCAGUAGAUAUUUGCAAUUUUCUCAUAGAUUGCCUCCUUUUAUGGUAAUUAUACAAAUGUUUCAACAGGAAAUACUUAAUUGAUAGUUUCUUUUCACAGCAGCCAUUUUGACUUGUCAUUGCAGGGGAACCAUCGAUAUAGUUAAUAACAUUAAUUAUAGCCCUGUUCCAUUUAGGUGGGCCAGGGCGGUGGUAUUGUGCAUGUGGACUCACUGGAGUGCCUCGCUGUGACACACCAAAUAGAAUGGGACUAUGAUUCAUUUGAUCUAUUACACCUGUGUUUACACUGCAAUGAAGUGGAAAUAACUGCUGUAAAAAGGGCCUAUUGCUGUGUAAAUGUUCAAGCCAUAUCCCAGGUCUGUCACAAUUUCGUGUUACUGUUUGCAAAAGUAAAAGAAAAAAA